AUGACUAUUGACCAUCCAGAACUUACUAAUUCUGAGAAUAUAAGGAUCAAGGAUGAUGAUAAAUCGUGGUUUAACCAGAUAAAACUUUACAAACGACCAUUAUUACAUUUUAACAAGGAAUACAAUGACAUUUAUAUAACAAAUAAGGUACCACUGUGUGUUUACUAUAAAAGAGCAAUACAAUUACUGAGAUGGCGCCUUUCUGACUUAUUUUCUCUUGCGGAGAAGGAAUUCAUCUCUAAAAACAACAUAAAUCCGAAAACAGGCUCCAUAGCUAAUAAAAAUGGCAUUACAUUAGAAUAUACCAGGCAAUAUCUCCACAGUAACAGCGUUUUGUAUAGCGCCGAUGCCCGUAUCUCACCGAAAAAAAAAUGCGACGGCGCUCUUUCCAUUUACGCUGCAGGGUCAUGCAUAACCAGGGCUCUAUAUCUUCUACAAGAUAUUUUCGACUAUGUUAGAUGUGUUUACUUGGAAGGUGAAGCCAAAUUGAAUGGCAAAGUCACGAAUAUCGUUUGUGAAGGUUGUAGGAGAGCGACUGAACCAAAAUUUCUUAAAGAAUCAAAGGAAAACACAAAUAAUUCAAAUUGUAAAAGCUGUAAGAAACUAGUAAAUGGCUAUUUGGAAGAUAUGAUAAGGAGAAUCAUUGAUGUUUCUGUAGACACUGGAUCCAUUAAAUGCGUUGAUGAUGUAUGGAAAUUUGAAUCGUUCGAGGAAAACUUGGAAACUUUUCCCAAGUUUGAUUUAUUUUCCUCUUCUGGUGCUAAAGUUACUACUUUUGAAAGGCAACGCAUCAUAUCAUCAAUAAAAAUCGCUAUAAACAUUCCUACUUGCUUGGAUUAG
This is a messenger RNA of Theileria equi strain WA, 840 nucleotides long. RefSeq lists its product as hypothetical. The transcript has a single exon. The record is from RefSeq and is a predicted model, not a curated record. Lineage: Eukaryota; Apicomplexa; Aconoidasida; Piroplasmida; Theileriidae. Bases 1 to 840 code for a protein of 279 amino acids.